AGACCGGAGUUACUCCUGCUGGCGGCGGCGGAGGAAGCGAGCCUGCCCUAACUAGCACUCAUUGUAAACCGAGCGGGGAACUGGAGCGGGCGGCGGCUCCAGAAGGAUGCACGGGGGCAUCAGGAAUUCUGAAUCACUGUGGGGUUGGGAGAGGAAGCAGGAAGAAUGAGAUAUCCAGGGCGAGGACAGGAUACCUUCCCAGCCAGGAUUUAGUGUCUCGAAAGAAAGAUAGUAAGGAUUGCACCAUGGCUCCGAGAAAAAGAAGUGGGCGAGGGAUUUCUUUUAUCUUCUGCUGCUUCCGAAGUAAUGAUCAUCCAGAAAUCACGUAUCGGCUGCGGAAUGACAGCAAUUUCGCCCUGCAAACCAUGGAGCCUGCAUUACCCAUGCCUCCGGUGGAGGAGCUGGAUAUUAUGUUUAGUGAGCUUGUGGAUGAACUUGACCUUACGGAUAAGCACAGAGAAGCCAUGUUUGCCCUCCCAGCGGAAAAGAAAUGGCAGAUCUAUUGCAGUAAGAAAAAGGACCAAGAAGAAAAUAAAGGGGCCACGAGUUGGCCUGAAUUUUACAUUGAUCAGCUUAACUCCAUGGCUGCUAGAAAGUCAUUGAUCGCUUUGGAAAAAGAAGAUGAAGAGGAACGAAACAAAACUAUAGAGAGUUUGAAAACAGCACUAAGGACCAAACCUAUGAGGUUUGUAACUCGAUUCAUUGAUCUGGAUGGCUUGUCAUGCAUUCUGAACUUCCUGAAGAGCAUGGACUAUGAGACUUCAGAAUCUCGAAUCCAUACCUCUCUCAUUGGGUGCAUCAAAGCCCUGAUGAACAACUCUCUUGGGAGAGCCCAUGUCCUGGCCCACUCAGAGAGUAUUAAUGUAAUUGCUCAGAGUCUGAGCACUGAAAACAUUAAGACUAAGGUGGCGGUGCUGGAAAUCAUGGGCGCUGUGUGCCUGGUUCCUGGGGGUCACAAAAAGGUACUAGAGGCCAUGGUGCACUACCAAAAAUAUGCCAGUGAACGGACUCGCUUUCAGACAUUAAUAAAUGAUUUGGAUAGAAGUACGGGACGAUACCGAGAUGAAGUAAGCCUCAAGACCGCCAUUAUGUCUUUUAUCAAUGCUGUUCUCAGCCAAGGGGCUGGAGUGGAAAGUCUGGACUUUAGACUCCACCUUAGAUAUGAAUUCCUCAUGCUUGGAAUUCAGCCUGUAAUUGACAAGUUAAGAGAACAUGAAAAUUCCACAUUAGAUAGGCAUUUAGACUUUUUUGAAAUGCUCCGAAAUGAAGAUGAGUUGGAAUUUGCCAAAAGAUUUGAAUUGGUUCAUAUAGACACAAAAAGUGCAACCCAGAUGUUUGAACUCACAAGAAAGAGAUUGACUCAUACAGAAGCUUACCCGCAUUUUAUGUCUAUACUUCACCACUGCCUCCAAAUGCCUUAUAAGAGAAACGGCAACACCGUCCAGUACUGGUUACUGCUGGAUCGUAUUAUACAACAAAUAGUUAUUCAAAAUGAUAAAGGGCAGGACCCUGACUCAACACCCCUGGAGAACUUUAAUAUCAAAAAUGUUGUCCGAAUGUUGGUUAAUGAAAAUGAAGUGAAACAAUGGAAAGAACAAGCAGAAAAAAUGAGAAAAGAACACCAUGAGCUACAGCAGAAAUUGGAAAAGAAAGAGCGAGAGUGUGAUGCCAAGACCCAAGAGAAGGAGGAGAUGAUGCAGACCUUGAAUAAGAUGAAGGAGAAGCUUGAAAAAGAACUCUCUGAGCAUAAACAAGUGAAACAGCAAGUGGCAGACCUCACGGCACAGAUCCAUGAGCUUAGUAGGAGAGCAAUAUGUGCUCCAGUCCCUGGAGGACCCCCUCUGCCACCCGGUGCCCCUGGGGGGCCCUUACCUACAGGGUCUCUAGGAUCUUUCCUGCCAGUUCUUCCUCCACCCCCUCCUCCUGGAGCAAUCCUGCCACCCCCUCCCCCUCCACCCCCUCCUCCUGGGGGCCCACCCCCUCCCCCAGGGCCCCCACCAAUUGGAGGCCUGACUCCAGCUCCAGGAGCUCCUUUGGGAUCAGCACUCAAGAGGAAAAACGUCCCUCAACCCACACAUGCCCUCAAGUCCUUCAACUGGUCCAAAUUGCCUGAGAACAAGUUGGAAGGCACUGUGUGGACUAGCAUUGAUGAUGCCAAGGUAUUUAAAGUGCUAGACCUUGAAGACCUUGAAAGAACAUUCUCUGCUUACCAAAGGCAACAGGACUUCUUUGUGAACAAUAACUCCAAACAGAAAGAAGACUCCAUUGAUGACACACUGAGUUCCAGGCAUAAAGUCAAGGAGCUUUCAGUAAUAGAUGGUCGAAGGGCUCAGAACUGCAAUAUUCUGCUCUCAAGGCUUAAACUAUCAAAUGAUGAAAUUAAACGUGCAAUUUUAACAAUGGAUGAACAGGAGGACCUGCCAAAGGAUAUGCUUGAGCAGCUUUUAAAAUUUGUUCCUGAAAAAGCUGACAUCGAUCUUCUGGAAGAACACAAGCAUGAGUUGGAUCGGAUGGCCAAAGCUGACAGAUUUCUCUUUGAAAUGAGCAGGAUAAAUCAUUACCAGCAAAGGUUGCAGUCCUUGUAUUUUAAGAAGAAGUUUGCUGAGAGAGUUGCUGAAGUUAAACCAAAAGUUGAAGCAAUUCGAACUGCUUCCACCCAAGUAUUCCAGAGUAAAAGCCUGAAGCAGCUGCUUGAAGUGGUUUUGGCUUUUGGCAACUACAUGAACAAGGGUCAGAGAGGGAACGCUUAUGGCUUUAAAAUUUCUAGCCUGAACAAGAUUGCAGAUACCAAAUCCAGCAUUGACAAGAACAUUACCUUGUUGCACUAUCUCAUCACAAUCAUAGAAAAAAAAUAUCCCAAAGUAUUCAGCUUACAUGAAGAAUUAAAAGAUGUCCCUGGAGCUGCCAAAGUAAAUAUGACUGAACUGGAGAAGGACAUUGGCAACUUGAGGAGUGGGCUCAGGGCUGUGGAGACAGAACUAGAAUACCAAAAAUCCCAGCCUUCCAAUCCAGAGGACAAGUUUGUUUCUGUGGUUAGCCAAUUCAUCACUUUGGCCAGCUUCAGCUUUUCAGACGUAGAAGAUCUUCUAGCAGAAGCCAAAGAACUGUUUAUCAAGGCAGUGAAGCAUUUUGGAGAAGAUUCUGGCAAAACCCAACCAGAUGAGUUCUUUGGCAUCUUUGACCAGUUCCUUCAAGCUGUAAAUGAGGCUAAACAAGAGAAUGAAAACAUGAGAAAGAGGAAGGAAGAAGAAGAGCGACGGGCACGCAUGGAAGCUCAGCUCAAGGAGCAGCGAGAAAGGGAGCGCAAGGCUAGGAAGGCAAAAGAAAGCAGUGAAGAAGGUGGGGAGUUUGAUGACCUGGUCUCCGCUUUAAGGUCCGGAGAAGUCUUUGACAAAGACCUUUCUAAAUUGAAGCGCAAUCGCAAACGCAUCACGAAUCAGCUGGCAGACGGGAGUCGUGAGAGACCCAUCACAAAACUCAACUUUUGAACAUUGUCUUUUUAAAGAGUGUUAGGGGGUGGGUGGGGAAAACCUGACCAAUAAUCUGGUUUAAAACCUGGUCUUUUUUCCUUUUUCUUUGCCUUCUGCCUUGGUGGUCACUCAGUGGCAUAUUUCCUCCCCCACCCUGCAUGUCUGCGUGAGCGGGUGGUUAAAGGAAGCAUGCGUGUGUGGGUGUGUAUAUGUGCUGUAUAUACAAAUCUCUUUGGGUGGAUGGAGACCAAAAGGGUGUGUGUAUGCGUGGACACACUUGUAAGCACGCCCGGUGGCUAACUGCUUGAAUGAAUGCUCCCCUUUCUACCGAUUAUAGUGGCAUUCCACAAGCAGCUUCUCCAUUUCAAAAGCACAAACGUUGGAGAGGGAGGCCGAUAAGAGGCAGAAGCACCCAGGGAGGGAAAUGAGGGAGGCUGAAGAGUAGCAUUCAGCUUGGCUUAUUGGGGUCCUUGAGGCCGAUCUUGAGGAGAAACUAGGAAGAGAGUUGUGCAGGAUGACCUGAGAUCAUCAUGACCAGGAUGGACCCACCUUGACUGACUCAUCACUGCUGGGAAUACAGUGGCAAAAAGCCCAUUAGAAACUUGUCUUGUUCAGCCUGAACUGUAUUGCUCGGGAGAAAACAGUUCUUAUCUUCUGUGUCUGUUAUUACCUAAAACUUGAACAUCCCUUGUAAUUCUUGUGCUGGCUCCCUUUAUUCCCUAAUCUCUCUUUUUUUCAUUCUUUCCCAGCACUUUUGGACUCCUUGGGGAGCUUUUCAUUACUGUAAUAAUGCAUCUAUAGAAUUGAUUUGUUUCUUUAUUGAAGACCAAUGGGGUGUGGGGAGGGGGGGGGUAUGCUCUCUCUCUCUCUCUUUUUGAAAAAAAAAAAAGAAUCUAUGUGUUCGUUCUGUUUUGUUUUGAUUCCCUGUCCAAAUAAGACAAACUAUAUUCUCUGUAAACGUAGGUCAGAAGUUACUCUGGGCCAGUUCCGUUUUGUAACAGUGGUCUAAUCAGCAGUAAUUCCAGAAGAGCCUUGAGGGGGGGGUUGGGGCAUACCUGCAGAUAUUGGGCACUAUGUGUAAUCCUCCAUACAUGCCCACUAAAGUCUUCAGAGCUAAAUUUGUGGUCAAGCAGUACCAGGAGCAGGCCAAGUGAAUGUAGUGCCUGGGAUUUUUUAGAGUUUAGCUGAGAACUGCUGCCAUAAAAACAAAAGUGGAUUUUACUAAGUAAGCAGUGAGUUUAUAGUCCUCUCCUGGUUAUCCUAUAGCCUUGGGUUGAUUGGCAGCACACAGAGGCCUCUGUUUGUAGAACAAGCAUAGAUAAAACUUAUUUCAAAGUUUGCCCUUUGUCCCAAAGGAAACGGCUUUGGUCAAAGGCUUUGAUGAAGUCCAGAGCUGAGGAGAGAGAUUUAAGGACCAAAUGUAUCAUGCAGAGCAGCGGGAAGCCCCCUCUCCCCCCCCCAAAAAAAAAUAUUGCUAUUCAUGUUUUUUCUUGCAGAAGUGUUAAGCAGAGCUACCUAUAAAAAUGGAGAUCCAAAAUCUUUAAAAAAAACACACAAAAAAACAAAAACAAAAAAACACCAGAUUGCUCAGGGAGUAAUUAAUAAUUUAAAAACAAUAGUAUACAAAGAAAUUGGAAACAAGUUUUUAAAAUGCCAAUUUUUUAUAGUGUGGCUUAAUCUUAUAGAGAAUAUUGAAGACUGUUACUUUUUGCUCUCUUUUUUUCCUCUUUUAUUUAUUUGUGGGAUUUUUCUUCCGUGGCUUUUUUUUUUUUUUUAACCAUCCUCAUAUUGUUAUCUGAAAUUGAACAGGGAUUUGUUUAUUUUAUUUUAAUUUUUUUUGUCCUUGCACUAGAUAGUUAAUGCUGUUUGAAACUUUUGGGGGUCGGGGUGGGGAGGGACUAGUAAAAGUUGCUAACUGGUUGGGGAAUUGGAAUAGCACUUUUCCUCAUGUGAAUUGUAAAAGAAAUGUGUGGUUUUG
Messenger RNA from Notechis scutatus (mainland tiger snake), 5448 nucleotides. The record is from RefSeq and is a predicted model, not a curated record. NCBI's taxonomy places the organism in Eukaryota, Metazoa, Chordata, Lepidosauria, Squamata, Elapidae.